Molecule: messenger RNA, 1908 nt
Organism: Zonotrichia leucophrys gambelii
Lineage: Eukaryota; Metazoa; Chordata; Aves; Passeriformes; Passerellidae
Gene: GOT1
Product: glutamic-oxaloacetic transaminase 1
Exons: 9
Coding region: 112-1350 (412 amino acids)
Biological process (GO): L-aspartate biosynthetic process
Cellular component (GO): cytosol
Molecular function (GO): L-aspartate:2-oxoglutarate transaminase activity; pyridoxal phosphate binding
Source: RefSeq, a predicted model, not a curated record
GGUCGCGGCCGGCGGCGGCCCCGCCCCGCCGGUGAAGGUGAGCGUCUCCUCCAGCGCCGCGCGCCGCCCGUACCGAACCGGAGCGGACCGGUACGCAGUGGCUGCGCCGCCAUGGCCGCCUCCAUCUUCGCCGCCGUCCCCCACUCCCCGCCUGUCGCCGUCUUCAAGCUCACGGCGGAUUUCCGGGAGGACAGCGACUCGCGGAAGGUCAACCUCGGCGUGGGCGCCUACCGCACGGACGAGGGGCAGCCAUGGGUCCUGCCGGUGGUGAAGAAGGUGGAGCAGAUGAUCGCCAACGACAACAGCUUGAACCACGAGUAUCUGCCCAUCCUGGGCCUGCCCGAGUUCCGGGCCAACGCAUCCCGCAUCGCCCUGGGGGAUGACAGCCCUGCCAUCAAGGAGAAGCGGGUGGGCAGCGUUCAGUGCCUGGGUGGGACAGGCGCCCUGCGGAUCGGUGCCGACUUCCUGAGGCGCUGGUACAACGGCAACAACAACACAGCCACCCCUGUCUACGUCUCCACUCCAACCUGGGAGAACCACAAUUCUGUGUUUAUGGAAGCCGGCUUCAAAGAUAUUAGAACCUACCACUACUGGGAUGCUGCCAAGAGGGGUCUGGAUCUCCAGGGGCUGCUGAAUGACAUGGAGCAAGCCCCAGAGUUCUCCAUUUUCAUCCUUCAUGCCUGUGCGCACAACCCAACAGGCACAGACCCUACUCCCGAGCAGUGGAAGCAGAUUGCUGCUGUCAUGAAGCGCCGGAGCCUGUUUCCAUUCUUCGACUCAGCGUACCAAGGGUUUGCCUCUGGCAGCCUGGACAAGGAUGCCUGGGCUGUGCGAUACUUUGUCUCCGAGGGCUUUGAGCUCUUCUGUGCACAGUCGUUUUCCAAGAACUUUGGGCUCUACAAUGAGCGGGUGGGGAACCUGACGGUGGUGGGGAAGGAUGCAGACAACGUGCAGCGUGUGCUGUCCCAGAUGGAGAAGAUUGUGCGCACCACUUGGUCCAACCCUCCCUCGCAGGGAGCGCGCAUCGUGGCCACUACACUCGCUUCCCCGCAGCUCUUUGAUGAGUGGAAGGGCAACGUGAAGACAAUGGCAGAUCGGGUCCUGCUGAUGCGCUCAGAGCUCCGCUCUCGGCUGGAGGCCCUCGGGACCCCAGGCACCUGGAACCACAUCACAGAGCAGAUUGGCAUGUUCAGCUUCACUGGCCUGAACCCUAAGCAGGUGGAGUACAUGGUCAAGGAAAAACACAUCUACCUGAUGGCUAGUGGGCGCAUCAACAUGUGUGGUCUGACUACCAAGAACCUGGACUAUGUGGCCAAGUCCAUCCAUGAAGCUGUCACAAAAAUCCAAUGAAGCACAUGAACAACCAAACUUACAUGAAGUCACCAAAGCUAUAGUGUGUAGUCCAUGUCUUUCUCUGCUCAUGGCUUGCCUUUUCCCACACCUCUUGGGGUUUAAUAAAGAUGGGAGCAGUAGCUCAAUCAGGGAUAAUUGUCUUCUGACAUUUUUUAAGUGGUCCUUGCAAUAUGGUAAGCCAGCGCCCCCAGGAGGUGGGGGCAGCAUGAGCCACUUUGGAUCUUGUUUCACAACAGCAGCCUGGUCUCCAGGCCCUCAGAGCUGCAUCUUUAUCACGUCCAAAUCAACUCCACAUAACUGAUCAUUUUGAUCAUGGCAAAGUCCGGUGCCAGUGCAAUGCACUGUGUGAUAACAGCACAGAGGUUGGGAUCUCACAGGCUUAUGAACUAAUAUCACUCAGUAGUAUUUUGGGGAGGGGUAAAGCUGUUGCUAGCUUCUCUCCAGCCGUCCCACCCCUUCCUAAUUUCUGAGCCUUAUACGAGCAAAUAUUUGUAAUUGUGAUAAUUGCUUCUUUGUGUUGCUGACAUGAAAUUAAACCUUUGUCUCUGAAUGCUA